AUGUUUUGUUGCCGCGUGUGCGGAGACGUCAACGGCCAUCCUCACUAUGGGACCAUUUGUUGCCCGUACGUUUGCUUGGAUUUUAAGCUUCAAAAUUUAUUCCUACUUUUUAGAAGCUGCAAGGGGUUUUUUCGGCGGGUCUUUUUAUCGGCCAAGAACCUCGAGUGCUUCCGCGGCAACUCGUGCAUCAUACAAAAAGGUUUGCACAAAUAAAGGUUGUUAAUGAUGGUUUUUUGAGGAACUCGAAACAUCUGCCGAUCUUGCCGCUGGCGUAAAUGCGUCGCUGUCGGGAUGAAUGUGAGAGGUGUGUCUUUUUUUCCUGUCGCUUUUGUGGUUCAACGAAAGUUUUGAACUUAUUCAAAAAUGAUUACAAUUGAGAGAUUCGUGUGAAACAAAAGUCGGUGACAUCAGUUCCCGUGGUCGACAACGAGCUCGCCGACACCUCUAUCCUCCUCGUCGAGCCACAGACGAACCCGAAAACGGUAAACUCGAAUCUUUGACUCAUCUCCUGUUCUCAGCAGCCAUCCAUUAAAGGGUUCCCAUCGUUGGAACAAGCUGAGGAUAUUGUCAGCACGUUUGUCAACUUGGAAAAGUUGGUGAACUGCAAACGUACCAUUUUUAAAUUGAUAAUUGAGGUUUUGUGAAAACUUGGAAAGCAUGGCGUCGAGCUCGACAACAAACUUGAAAGAAGCUGAGCUGAUCGGCCAAAUGUUCGACUGUUCCGUUGGUGAGCUCAUCGAGAAGAUUGGCCCGCAGUGUCCGAGAUUUGAGGUCUGCGAAAGGAUUUCAAAAUAUUUUUAGUGUACUAAUAUUUUUUUGUCUCACAUAUUUGAAGAAAAAUAUUGCAGAGAAACUGGAGACCUCUCGAGAUUCUCAACGUGUCCAACUUCUUACGCGCCUGGGCUCGAGGGAUUGUUCACUUUUUGGACUUUGCUACCCAUGUUCCAGUUUUCAACACGCUGUGCCUACACGACAAGGUUGGAUCGAUUUUCAUUUAGAUGCCCGGUUUGAGAGGAAUUUUAGCAAGUUUGGUUCACUUGCCGACUGACGCCUUGCUCUUUGCUCACUAUGGCUUACUACACGAAGCGGGAAAUGUGCAACGGCCUGUUGUUUGGUUCGGGAAAUGUUUUUCCUAAAGAUGCAACUCUCAGGGAGUCUGUCGAGGAUCCCUAGUAGGCCGUUUUUUUUCUCCCGACUAAGUUUUUCCUCCUUCUGUCAGCUUGCGCAACCUGUUUGGCAAACUGACGGACAGCCUCUUUGCCGACGUCGUCUACACAAUGAUCAACCUCAAAGUCGAUGACAAGACCUUUGCCAUGCUCAAAGCCAACGUCUUUUUCAGUCAAGGUUUAGUGAUAGUUUGCUUUAGGAGAAAAUAUGUGAUUUUAGUUAUUCAUUUCGACUAGCAAACAAAGUUUUUGGAUGUGUACAAAAAAUAUCGGCUAGAAAUUAAUUUUAGGAAUGGCGCCUAUGAUGAUGACAGCGGUCGGGCGAGAAACAAUGAGACGUGAAAAGGAACGCAUGAAGAGCGCCUUGCUGCGAAUCAUCACUAGCAAGAUUGACUACUUUGACGGCGGAAUCGACGCCAUCUUUCAGAUCGAAAAUCUUCUUGGGUGCAUUGAGGUUUGAUUUUUUGCGUUCCUGGUUUGAAACGAGAAAUGCUAGAAAAAAAAAGAAAAGUUGAAAAAAAGUGUUUUCAUUAAAAUUUUUGAUUCACUCAGAACUGAUUCAAGAAUUGGCUCUUCUUUCGUAAACACGGCUUACCCAGAAAAAUAUUCUCUGAUAUAAGAAAAAAAUCCUAUUUCUUUUUUUGAUGUAAUCCUUUUUUUAUUAGCUUUUUUUCUCGAUAUUCAGUCGGUUUCCCGUUACAUAAAGUUUUUCUGACAAAAUAUUGUUUUUUUAUUGUAAGUGCCAUAUUUUUCGCCAGUGUUUAGAGGUCAGAAAAAAAUUUGGAGGUUGAAAUAGAAUAUUAGUUUUAAAAGGAUUUACUUCUCAUUUUAGUUCUAGAUGUGAUUUUUUUAGAAUAUCAAUAUUGUAGAAAUUUCUUCCGGCAGUGUCUGGAAAAAAAUAACAGCCAGAAAAAUUAAUAUUUUAUUUGUGAUAAUGGCGUGUUCAUCGGACAAAACGAAAAUUGCUUCGAAACGCAAAAACAUUGCUCCAAAACAAAAAUUAGUACUCUUUUGGAGCGACUUUGGCGCGCCGAUGAACACGAUUUUUCGUUUUGAAGCAUGUUCCGUUUCUCCGAUGAACACGCCAUAAACGUUCAACCUUGCUUUUUGCGCGUCGCUUUUCAUGUAUCGCGUGCACUGCGUACAACACAUUUUGUUUGCCGCCGUGUUAUUUCGAAAAAAAAAGAAAGAAAUCCGGAUUAACUUUUUUUUUCUCAACGGAAAACUUUGAUUUGGUUUAACGAUUCCAAAUAAAGUAUAUUAGAAUUGAUUAAUAAUUUUAAAAAUGUAUGAAAAUGAGAAGUGUUGGCAUUUUUUUUUCCAGGCAGCAUCCAAUUUUUUUGACCGGGAAGUCCAGUAUUUUGACGUGAUUGGCCUACCAAUCGUCAAGAAGCGCAUGUUUGUCGAGUGCCACGUUCACAAGAUUCCCCGUGUUGAGUGA
This is a messenger RNA of Caenorhabditis auriculariae, 2607 nucleotides long. The record is from the annotation of a GenBank genome assembly. Lineage: Eukaryota; Metazoa; Nematoda; Chromadorea; Rhabditida; Rhabditidae.